GUUGCCACGCGUCAGAUGUUUUUACCAGAAUUACAGGAAUUUUAUCAGUUUGUUUAACACUUGGUUUUCAUUUUGUCGUAGUCCUCCGAGUUAUAUUUCCGAUUUUUCCCUAAAAUUCCGACUGGAAGUAGACUACACGAACUGCAUUAAAUCACUAUCUGAAAUUAUAGUCAAAGCGUCACCAGAUUUUGUUGUUUCUGUUUACGACAGUGCUACUUGGUGUGCGACAAGAAACCUGGGACUUUUCAAUUACGGUGACUUUAAGUCUUUAACUUACUGGAUAAUUGACCUUAAAGAUCGACCAGAAUGUUGGACUUCUUCACUAUCUUCUCCAAAGGCGGAAUCGUACUCUUCUAUUUCCAGAGUACGAAGGGGCUUUUUCUUCCCUCUGUGAACGCACUUAUCCGAAGCGUGUUGCUGGAAGAACGCGGUGGAAAGCAACAAUUCCAUCAUGAUAGCCUUCAGUUACAGUAUAAGCUGGAUAACGAAUUUGAUCUCGUCUUUGUGGUUGGCUACCAAAAAUUUUUGCAAUUGAAUUAUGUGGAUAAAUUCUUGAAUGAAAUCCAGUUACGAUUCCGCGACGAAUACAAGAACAACCAGCAGUUGACCGCGUAUGGACAGUAUGAACAAUUUGAGCCCUGCUUUAAAGAAGUUUUGCGCCGAGCUGAAGAUCAGGCUAAAGUUGAGCUGGCACAACCGAAAGCCAUGAAAACAUAUCAAGAUUCCGAAAAAUCCAAAAAAACAAUUGAUUCUUUGAUUGUGAAAAAGGGUGGGGAAGCCAAAAAGGAUAAGGAAAAAGAAAAGCCAAAAGCGGCCAAAUCGGAGAAGACGCUUACAUCACAGCCUCAGAAUAUUAUGGAUGUCGACAGUUCCCCUGAAGAUUCCCCAAAAGCAACCAAUACAGCUGUGGAAGCUAAAAGUGACGACGAAAUCACUAAAAAUCGUGAGAAACUGUUUUCAAAGCGUGGGCCUACAAGUCCGAAAGCAAAACCCAAGAAUGAAAAAAAAACGAAGCAGGCUCGGACUUGGGAUGACGGCGUCAGCGGGAAGGAGGCAGCCAGCUUGAAUUUUAGCAAGGACAAGGGCGCGGGAAAGCCCAAUGGCACGGAAGAGACUGCUGACAUUAAUUUGGUUGGAACAUUGCGAGGUGAACUCCCGGAUAUUGACGUUGGAGAAGAGAACGAGUACAGUGAUGAAGAUGAUGAAGUGGAAAAUCAGCCGGCACAGAAAACUGCCGCCAAAGCUCCGGCAAAGAAGGGUUUUGGUUCCAUGUUCAGCGUUUUCAAAGGUCUUGUGGGCAACCGAACCAUCUCUCAAGACCAGCUAGCGCCUAUUUUAGAUAAAAUGCGCGUGUUGUUGAUUGAGAAAAACGUUGCGGCUGAAAUCGCGGAAAAGCUUGUUAAUUCAGUCGGCGAGAAAUUGGAAGGGAAAUCCCUGGGGACAUUCGAAGGGAUCACAUCUGUUGUCAGAACGGCUUUGCAAGAUGCGUUGGUCAAAAUUUUAACACCUAAGAAACCUGUCAACGUCCUUCGCGAUGCGUUGGCAGCCAAGAAAGCCGGGAAGCCGUUUGUCAUCACGUUCUGCGGUGUGAACGGUGUCGGUAAAUCCACUAAUCUUGCCAAGAUUUGCUUCUGGUUUCUGGAGAAUGAACUGCGGGUGUUGAUUGCCGCCUGCGAUACAUUCCGAGCUGGUGCCGUUGAGCAGCUGCGAACUCAUCGAGCGCGUCUCAAUACAUUACAUCCCAACAGCCAGGUGGAGUUGUACGAGAAGGGCUACGGAAAGGAUGCAGCGGGAAUAGCAGCGGAGGCCAUUCAGUAUGCGCGUGAUAAUAAGUUUGAUGUUGUUUUGGUGGACACGGCUGGUCGCAUGCAGGAUAAUGAACCGUUGAUGCGGUCCUUAGCAAAGCUUAUCAAACUCAAUCAACCGGAUAUGGUACUGUUCGUGGGUGAAGCGCUGGUCGGCAACGAAGCCGUGGAUCAGGUGGUGAAAUUCAAUCAGGCGCUGGCCGAUUUCUCGCAGGCACAAGAGCCCCGCAUUAUUGACGGCAUCGUUCUGACGAAAUUCGAUACGAUCGACGAUAAAGUUGGCGCUGCGGUCAGCAUGGCGUAUAUCACCGGUCAGCCCAUCGUCUUCGUCGGCACUGGACAGACUUACACGGAUUUGAAGAAUUUAAACACUAAAGCCGUGGUCAAUGCGCUUAUGAAGUGAAUUCAAGUUACCAGAUUGGCGGGCAGUUUUUAGGCCACUUUCUUCUGGAAAUAUUUUGUGUUAUUCUGCCGGCAUGCCCGUGCGGAUGCGCCAGGCGGUGUUUUUGUCUAAUUUGCGCUUUUCUGUUUCUAAUUUUCCAGUCGGUGUUUGUGGUGCUUUUUAUGGUUUUAUUCUGUAGUAUACUGCGCAAGUUAUCAUUUGAGAAGUUUUUAUCUGGCGUUCUGGUAGAAGCAUGAAGGUUUUUAUGAGUGCCGUUAUGGGCUAUAAUUCACUGGCAUGUCAGGUCGGUUGGUAAUUAGAGUAUCCUUGGAUGGCCCCUAAUAAAUAUCUCGGCAUA
Paramacrobiotus metropolitanus is the source of this 2545-nucleotide messenger RNA. RefSeq names its product signal recognition particle receptor subunit alpha homolog. Lineage: Eukaryota; Metazoa; Tardigrada; Eutardigrada; Parachela; Macrobiotidae. Gene Ontology annotation, biological process: SRP-dependent cotranslational protein targeting to membrane. The record is from RefSeq and is a predicted model, not a curated record. Gene Ontology annotation, molecular function: GTP binding; signal recognition particle binding; ATP hydrolysis activity. Gene Ontology annotation, cellular component: signal recognition particle receptor complex; endoplasmic reticulum membrane. The transcript has 11 exons. Bases 307 to 2208 code for a protein of 633 amino acids.